This is a messenger RNA of Colletotrichum lupini, 345 nucleotides long. Its product is annotated as short-chain dehydrogenase. Bases 1 to 345 code for a protein of 114 amino acids. NCBI's taxonomy places the organism in Eukaryota, Fungi, Ascomycota, Sordariomycetes, Glomerellales, Glomerellaceae. The record is from RefSeq and is a predicted model, not a curated record. The transcript is spliced from 2 exons. Gene Ontology annotation, cellular component: intracellular anatomical structure. Gene Ontology annotation, molecular function: oxidoreductase activity, acting on NAD(P)H, oxygen as acceptor.
AUGAGUGCUCACGGGAGUAACAAGGGCGUUGAUACCGUGGCAUACAAUUCCUCAAAAUCGGCAGUUGUUCAGAUGGCUCGUUCUCUUGCUGCUGAAUGGGGCAGCCGCGCAGAUAUACCACUCAUUCGGGUGAACUCAAUCUCGCCUGGGUGCAUCCGUACACGUAUGGCGGAAGGACCACUCAGCAAUCCUGAUAUGGAGAGAGAAUGGACCAACGGCAAUAUGUUGAUGAGAUUGAGUGAGGCGCAUGAGUACAGAGGUCCCAUCACCUUUCUGCUUAGCGAUGCCAGCAGUUUCAUGACCGGUUCUGAUGUCCGUGUAGAUGGGGGCCACACAGCGUGGUAG